Molecule: messenger RNA, 513 nt
Organism: Gryllus bimaculatus (two-spotted cricket)
Lineage: Eukaryota; Metazoa; Arthropoda; Insecta; Orthoptera; Gryllidae
Source: the annotation of a GenBank genome assembly
AUGCGCGGGCGGCAGUGCGCUUUCCGUCGCGGAAAAGAAGAACUACUUCGUGGGAACGGAAGGGCUUCACACGGCCAGCCAGGCACGCUCGCAGGGCGGGUUCGGGCGAUAUUGCGCCGCCGCGCUGUGCCGCGCCGCGCCGCCAACGCGCUCCCGCGGCGGUUGGGGCAUCCACGAAUCGUUCCGAAAACAAAGGACGGCCGCAAAGCUUAUUUGGGGCCGGUGGGCGAGAGGGAGGGCGCAGUGGAAGUAGACGCAACUGGCGGGAGCGCCCCCGAAAGCGGAAGUUAUGGGCUGGAACGUGAACGAGAAAAUACGUUGGCGAAGAAAGAUCGAACCCCCAGUACGUUAUCCCUGGAUUCUGUGUCGGCAUAGGAUUGUCAAGGAUUAAUGCCGAGGAGCUGAACUCGAUCGUGGGCAAUGCGUUCCGCAUGGCGUACGCCGCGCAGCUCCAGCGCCAGCCCACCUUCCAGGACGUGAUCGCGUCGCAGCUGCACGAGAAGCAGCCGGCGG